This is a messenger RNA of Carcharodon carcharias (great white shark), 412 nucleotides long. It is a transcript of the gene cox19, whose product is annotated as cytochrome c oxidase assembly protein COX19. Gene Ontology annotation, biological process: mitochondrial respiratory chain complex IV assembly. The record is from RefSeq and is a predicted model, not a curated record. Lineage: Eukaryota; Metazoa; Chordata; Chondrichthyes; Lamniformes; Lamnidae. The coding region runs from base 16 to 300 and encodes 94 amino acids. Gene Ontology annotation, cellular component: mitochondrial intermembrane space. The transcript is spliced from 3 exons.
GGAAGUUGCGGGAAGAUGUCGACCGCCAUGAAUUUCAGCUCCAAGAGUUUCAGCCCCAGGCCGCCGGACAAGGGCUCCUUCCCCCUGGACCACCUGGGUGAAUGUAAAGAAUUUAAGGAGAAAUUUAUGAACUGCCUCCGUGAGAAUAAGUUUGGCAAUUCUCCGUGCAGAGAGCAAUCAAAGGAAUACCUGGAGUGCAGAAUGGAAAGGCAGCUGAUGACAAAAGAACCACUGGAAAAACUGGGAUUCAAAGAUCUUCUCGACAGUAAUAAAGCAGAAAAACAACAGACGAAAACCUAACAGGAGAAAAGCAUGUAUCUACAAAUUGAACAAGAGGCCAUUGAUGGAAUUAUUUUCCUACUGAAUCUGUAUAUAUUGUAAAAGAUAAGUUUCUGUGUAAUAAAGUGUGGAA